Messenger RNA from Paralichthys olivaceus (Japanese flounder), 3588 nucleotides. It is a transcript of the gene nadka, whose product is annotated as NAD kinase a. Gene Ontology annotation, biological process: NAD+ metabolic process; NADP+ biosynthetic process. Gene Ontology annotation, molecular function: NAD+ kinase activity. The record is from RefSeq and is a predicted model, not a curated record. Lineage: Eukaryota; Metazoa; Chordata; Actinopteri; Pleuronectiformes; Paralichthyidae.
UGUCAGGAAGUGAAGCUCUGACCGCUGACAGCUCUGCGUUAAGAUGGUGUAACCUCCGUGUCUGCUGAUGGCGACGGUCUGAUCGUGCUGCGCUUCGCUCCAGCUUCGUGUCGCCUCGUCGGAACGUUCCUGGUUGUCUGUAAUGGAUAGUGGAGAGGAGGUGCGAGUGGAAACUCCUCCGUACUGCUGCUCCACCUGUGAUGGAGGGGAGGUCGCCCGCCGCAACCUGGCUCGACGCAACAGGAAGACCCGCAGCCUGAGCACCUCAUCAGCCAGCAGCUCCUCUGAGCACAGGAGAACUCAGUCACUUCAUGGACCAAGCCCUGUGACUACGUUUGGUCCAAAGGCAUGCAUGCUCCAGAAUCCACACACAGUCAUGCACAUUCAGGACCCCGCCAACCAGAGACUGACUUGGAACAAGCCCCCAAAAAGUGUCCUUGUCAUCAAGAAGAUCCGAGAUGCCAGUCUGCUUCAGCCUUUCAAAGAGCUCUGCAUAUUCCUCACCGAGGUGAAAAAGCUGAUUGUUUACGUAGAAAAUAAAGUUCUGGACGACCCGGCCAUUUCAGGCGAUGAAAACUUCGGGGCCAUCACCAAGAAAUUCUGCACUUUUAGAGAGGAUCUUGACGACAUCUCAAACCGUGUAGACUUCAUCAUCUGUCUUGGUGGAGAUGGAACGUUGCUUUAUGCAUCUUCGCUCUUUCAGGAGAGCGUUCCACCAGUUAUGGCCUUCCACCUGGGCUCCCUAGGCUUCCUGACCCCUUUUAAAUUCGACAGCUACCAGUCUCAGGUCACUCAAAUUAUUGAAGGUAACGCUGCCCUUGUCCUGCGAAGUCGCUUGAAAGUGCGGGUGCUUAAAGAGAACUGGGAAAAGAAGGCCAGAGUGGACGAAAAGGGCAUCAUCCUGACCAAUGGGGACAUUGAAAGUAGCCGCAAAGCCAUGCAGUAUCAGGUAUUAAACGAGGUGGUGCUGGACCGAGGACCUUCCUCCUAUCUCUCCAAUGUCGACCUCUUCCUGGACGGACACCUCAUUACCACAGUGCAGGCAGAUGGUGUGAUAGUAUCUACACCUACAGGAAGUACAGCGUAUGCUGUGGCAGCAGGAGCCUCAAUGAUUCAUCCCAAUGUCCCAGCCAUCAUGAUCACCCCCAUCUGCCCCCACUCGCUCUCCUUCAGACCCAUCGUGGUGCCUGCAGGAGUGGAGCUCAAGAUCAUGUUGUCUCGUGAUGCCAGAAACACAGCCUGGGUGUCAUUUGAUGGAAGGAAGAGACAAGAGAUCUGCCAUGGAGACAGUAUUACCAUCACCACUUCCUGCUUCCCUGUUCCCUCCAUCUGUUUCCGGGACCCGGUCAACGACUGGUUCGAGAGCCUGGCACAGUGUUUACACUGGAACGUGAGGAAGAAGCAGAACUACCUCAGCUCGGAAGACGAAGAGUUCUGAGGCCUGCUCCGUGAUCUUCAGUGUAUUUUCCAAGGUCUCCACGGCUCAAAAGUCCUGGUCUUAACUCUACCGCGUUUUGUGCCGUUUCAAAGUUUCACCAAACUCAAUUCAAACAGAGUCACUAUGACGUCGCCCCUCAUUUGUAUUAAAAUGACUCCAUAGAAUAUUGUUAAAUUAACUAUGAAAAACUAUGAAACCCCCAAAGUUUUCAGUGAAACUAAAUUAAACUAAUGAAAAUAAAUAAACAUUUGACAUAAAUACUAAUCAUCAAAAUAAAUCAAAUCAUGGAUAAACUGAAAUAAUUCAAGAUCAUUACUGUAUUAUAAAGUAUUCUUCCAGCAUUCUUGUUUGUUUCACCAUGUCUAAUGUAAAUAAUGUAGAAGUGUACUAAUAGCAGGUGUUGAGUCUGAGAAGUCGGAGGCUUGUGAUUGGCUGAAACUGCGACUCAGUUGUCUUGAAAAGGGACUUUUUCAAGUAAGCAACAUUUUUGAAAAAACAAUUUCUUGAAUUCUUUGGGGCUCCAUAGUAAACACACUAAAGGUCACAGACUCAGGAUUGCACAGCCGGAGGUGUCUAUUGAAAUAUGCAGCGCAAAGAGGAGUCGUCAAAUUCCCUAAAAGCCCACGAUCUAAUGUGUGAGCUCAUUAAAAUAGUUGAUUCUCUGAAUGGAGUUUGGCAUCACUGUCGGUCUAGGAACGUCCCCAGUCCUCUGUAUGUGUGUGAAACGUUUUGCCUUUUUUCUGAUGCAACUUGUCAAAAUGCAGUUUGUCGACAAAGUUGUCUUGAAGAGGGUAAAUGAGUCGGGAUGAUGGAUUACAACACACCGUGACAGUUGUGGAUGAGAGUUACUGCGACGCUCCUGAGUCUGCUCUUGCACUUUUUAAUCUUUGAGACAGACGACAGGGACACAUCCACAACAACAGGAUGAUCUCUCAGUAAAGGUGAAGGGCGGGGUUCACUCUAAAAAGAAUCAGUUAAAAUCUGUUUUCUGUGGAUCAAAUCAGGAAAAAUUGAAAACGUAUUGUUUUACACAACAUGUAGGUCAUUCCUGAUCUACUUGCCAAUCGUGGCCCAACUGUACAGACUGUGCCUUAAACACUGGUAUCAUUAAUGUAUAGAAAUAUUAUUUUUCAAGGUUUACAUCAUGGUAAUUUUUUAACACUUGCACAGAUUUGUGCAUUUUCUCUUGGAUGCUUCAUGUCGACUCUCGUUCUUGCUGUCUGCAGAAUGUUUUAGUGUAGUCUGUUCCGCAGCGUCUCUGCUCUGCGGCCAUGUGCCGGGACGAAAUGUUAGGUGAGACUCAUUCCAGGCAAAGAGACGAUAGUUCAGGUGUCUUCAGCAUCUUUUUAACCUUUUUUAAAAAUGUCUUUUAAAGCCAUAGCUGAUCUCUAUGUAGUUUUUAUAGACUGAUGUCUGUGGGUUGUGGGUGGUGUUGUGUGUUUGUCCAGGGACCGAUCGACUUCUCAGUUUGCUACACGUCUGCCUCAGCUGAGGUGGCCUACCUUUUCAUAUCUUCUCAGAUAUCAUGUGUAGAUGUUAAUAUAUAUAUAUUUACGAGUAUAUAGUCAAUUGGCUCAACAUAAUGCGUUUGAUUAAAAAGAUGAAACUGUGGAGUCGACCUGUUGAAACUCGCCAGAGCACCAAGCGAGCUCUGAAAGGCAAAUCAUUCCGUUAACUCCUGUACAUACAGCGAUGUUUCGAUAAGAUGUUUAUUAACCAGUUUACAAUGUGUCUUUGAUGAAAAGAAAUCUAUUUGGUAUCCUUUUUUUUUGUUACAUUAUUAAGCUCUUUAGUUGUUAAUUCUUUGUUGAUGGAGAAAAGGUUUGAUUCUAUAACUAUAUUUUUCUUGUUGUUGUACCGUCAAGUACUGAGAUAAUCAAAUAAAGCCAAAGUUACACUAACUGUCUGGUUUUCACACAAAGUUAAUUGAAUGUGUGAAAUUCCAAACUGCCACACGCUACAGUCUGAUUCCAACGCUGCUCUGAUCUGUUCGGUCCCACAGAAUCUUCUCUGUCAACUCUUCUCUAAAAGUGCUUUUCACUUCUGCAACUCUGAGAGCCUCUUUUGUAUCAGUCGGUUUGUGAAUGUUUCUAAUUUGAACUCUGCUGUGUUACUUUACAGAGCACUUUAAUAAAACUGAGAGAAAGUUG